CGGUCACACUAUCGAUAGCUACACGUGCAGCUGGAUAAUUCCGCCAGUCCCAUAGAUAGUUGAAGCAUUCAAAUUGGGACACCAGCCAUGGGCGAGAUUGUGGAAGCUUUGUUCACCUGCGUCUCCAGCGAAGACAAUACGACAUGCAGUGUCCAGGAUCUGCGGACUGGUACCGAUCUGAUGAAAUACAAGGGCGGUGGCAAUGCCCAACAUCACAGCUUGGCCAUGCUUAGCUCCCACUAUGUGAUGGCAGCCAAUACGAUGAAACCACUGCUGCAUGUGUGGCCCAUUAAUGGGCAAGAGCAGAUGUCUGGCCUGCGAUUCGUAGUGCCAGGAAAGGUGAAUGCAUUGGCACUUUCGCCGGACGGAGCCUUUCUUGUGGUGGGCAUACAGGAGAACAUUUACAUUUGGCACCUGAACACCGGUCGCAUGCUAAAUACAAUAUCGAGGCACUAUCAGGCCAUCACAUGUCUACGGUUCAACGACAAUGGUGAGCACUUUGUCAGCGCUGGAAAGGAUGGAGCUGUGCUCGUUUGGAAUUUGACGCAGGCGGUGUCGCCCCUGGACACUGGCGACCAGGAGGCCAAUGCUCCGCUAUACAGUUUCUAUGACCAUGGUUUGGCGGUGACAGAUCUAUAUAUUGGUCUAGGCGGUCUGCGAUCGUUUAUGUAUACCGUUUCCUUAGAUCGAUGCUGCAAAUUGUAUGACCUAAACAGUGGUUCAAUGCUCUUAAGUGUGGUCUUUCCCGUUGCCUUGCACAGUGUGAUUGUGAAUCGACUUGAGACAAUGGUCUAUGUGGGCACUAGUGAGGGUACGAUUCUGCCCUUUCAUCUGCAAAAAGUGCCGCGACAGAAAGAGUAUCACCUGGAAGAGGAGGAAAGUCAGGCCUUCGCUGGUGGUCAUUUGGCAGGCAAGGCCAUAAGCUGCCUGGCGUUAUCUGUGAACGGGCAACAGCUAAUCUCAGGCGGCGAGGAUAAACUUGUGUGCUUGUGGGAUGUGACCAGUAGACAACUCAUUAAGAGUAUAGCCCAGACUGGGGUUGUUACCAAUCUAAGGGUCCGCCUUUGUAGUCCGUCUAUCUUUCAACCAGAGAACAAGCAGCCUCAGUUAUUUGCCGAUAGUCUAAAACGAAUGAUCAGUCCGGCGGAUGACGACGACGAAUGUAUUCAGCUUAACAUACACGAAGUGUACUCCAAAGGAUAUUGCAUAAAGCCAAGAGAUUUCAGUGAGCCGGAAGUGGGAUUCAAAGCAACAACUAAUGGCUUUUGUCACAGCAAUGGGACUGAAGCAGCAAGUGAAGACAAGGAAACAACUGAAAAGGCCAACCUGGAGAACGGAAAACCAUCUGAGGAGGAGGAGUUGGCCAAUUCGGAAGAUGAAGCCAGCGAAGAAGAUGAGGAGGACGCGGAAGAUGACGAGGAUGAUGAUGAUGAUGAUGAUAAUGAUGAGGAGGAGGCCGCAGAGGAUGAUGAUGAAGAAAUCGCCUCUGAUGAGGAAACUACCGAAGAAGAGCUGGACGACAGCUUGACAUCGAACCCUUCCAAACCGGACGAUGCCCAGCUGCAGAAAUUAAUCGAAGAGAAUUCUAGACUCAAGGCUGAAGCCCAACGCAUGUUUGAGAUAAUGUUCAAUCACAUUGCAAUUAAUCCAAAGCCCCAGCCUCAGCCCCAGUCCACAGAGAAGCGUAAAAAAGCUCGCAAGAACUAAACAUCUGUCUCUGGUCGUGUAGUUUCCGCUACAGGAUUCAAAUCUUUAGGUUUACUUAGAUUUAGGAAACAAAGUCAAAUGUAAUAACACACACACAAAAUACAAAACGUAGACUGUACAUAAAAUCAA
Molecule: messenger RNA, 1836 nt
Organism: Drosophila willistoni
Lineage: Eukaryota; Metazoa; Arthropoda; Insecta; Diptera; Drosophilidae
Product: WD repeat-containing protein 18
Exons: 1
Coding region: 88-1707 (539 amino acids)
Biological process (GO): DNA-templated DNA replication; rRNA processing
Cellular component (GO): nuclear pre-replicative complex
Molecular function (GO): protein binding
Source: RefSeq, a predicted model, not a curated record